AUAAUUGAACUGUGUGUGUGCUCUGAAUGUUGUUUCCUUCUUAAAGAAAAAUAAAUAAAUAAUACAAGAAAAUUAAAUGUUCACAAAGUGUAUAAUUCAAAAAAAUUAAAAAACAAUCCUGGACAGCAAACAAAGAAGCGCAAUGCUGCGGGUAAAAUACAAGGAUUUGUUGGAGCCUUACGACCCGGAACGCAGUUCUGAUUACCCAAUUCUUUCGCCCACAACUUACGCCCGGCGUGAUAAGUGGAUGAGAAAUCAGGCAGCGCACAAUCUGCGACAGUUGAAACAGGAAUUGGCCAAUGAGAAAUUUAUGUCGGCAGCUAUCGAACUGGAUUCGCCGGAGCCACCGAAGUGGAGUGGACGAUACAAGAGUCAGUCACCCAUUCCAUUUAUGCCUGAGCAGGAGUAUCCACCAGAAUCUCCAAUCAGGAAUCCGAAUCCAUCACAACCAACACGUCCAAACCCACCAUUUGCGAUGGCCCAGGAUCAGAAACCACCAACUACACCAUGGAAAGGAGCCUUAACACCAAUCUCACCAAAGAAAUCAGUUGUGCCCGGUCUAUUGCAGCCACCAGCAUCUCUAAUCAUGCCGUGGCUGUUGCAGCUACCUGUACCACUGACCAUACCAACUCUUCCGAGAUCUAAAUACGUGCCAAGGCUGUUGAAGAAAACAUCUAUGCCAGCUUUUCUGAGAUGUACAUUUACGUCAAGGCAAUUGGAGGCACCAGCUUCUCCAAUCAUACCAACUUAUCCCAGAGCGCGAUUUAAGCAAAGGCUUUUAGAGACACCAGUUUCUCCAAUCACUCCAGCCCAUCUGGCAACGUCAGUUGGGAUGUCGCUGAAGCAGCGACUAAUGUUAGUGGAGUCACCACCUUUUGUGAUGCAUCAGCAACCGCAGCCAGCACAUAGAAAACGGAAAGAAGCCGUGGAUGAGAUGGAAUCAACUUCAGGCUGGGGAGACCAGUGUACUAAAAUGAUAUCGAAGCAUACUGUUCCGAAGAGACCAUUUGCGCCACAGCGUAAGACAUUGAAGACAGUUGAAAAUUAUCCAGCUCAAAUGUGAAUUCUUAUCAAUAUAAAGAAUUUAUAUAAAUUUUAUUAUGGCUGCGAAUAGUUCUA
This is a messenger RNA of Drosophila grimshawi, 1119 nucleotides long. RefSeq lists its product as uncharacterized. The record is from RefSeq and is a predicted model, not a curated record. The transcript has 2 exons. Bases 143 to 1063 code for a protein of 306 amino acids. Lineage: Eukaryota; Metazoa; Arthropoda; Insecta; Diptera; Drosophilidae.